Molecule: messenger RNA, 3178 nt
Organism: Heteronotia binoei (common prickly gecko)
Lineage: Eukaryota; Metazoa; Chordata; Lepidosauria; Squamata; Gekkonidae
Exons: 22
Coding region: 56-3178 (1040 amino acids)
Source: RefSeq, a predicted model, not a curated record
UAAUUAAAUUUUCUCCUUCUUGAAAAACAGAUAUGAUUACACAACCACUUUACAGAUGCUGGGGUUAGAUGAGGGCAUGGAGGAGACCAGCAGCAAAGAACUUAUCAUGAUGAAAGGGGCCUACUUGUCUCUCCUUUAUUUGCGUCAUUUAAGAAUUAGAGAACUGCAGCGCAUUUGCUUAGGAAUCCUCAACUACUUCAGAUCUAUUGAAAGAACGCUCACAAUCAGUACCUCCGGUCUGGCCUUGAGUGCUGGUAACCUGGUCUCCACUGCUGAAGAUCCUUGUUGGGUAAAUGCAGCCAAAGGAGGUAUUGGUGCCUUUGGUGGUCUUGGCUGCCACUGGUACAUGCAUUAUACACCAGCUGAUUAUAAGGUUCACAGUUUGCAAUUUAUGGAAUUUGCAGAGGUUGAAAAUCACGAUGAUUUUUACACCACAGAAGAUGCCUACAUUCACACGCAGGAUCAGCGAGGGUUUUAUGUGAUGUAUGAUGUUGCUCUCCAGGAUCUGAAAGAUCUAGAGAAGGAGCUUUUGCUUGUGGCAACACAGUACAUCGAAAUGGAGAAGGUCCACCCAGCAUGCAGUGAUUCUAGUACCAAUACUUAUUCAGGAUGGGCUCGUGCCUCUGUGGAUCGAUCUGCAAUACUGCUUGACCUUUGGACUUGUGAAAAAACUUUUUUAGAAAAUAAAUGGCAGCUUCUGGAUAGUUACUUCGAAGCUUAUCAUCAUGCUUUAGAUUCAGAAGAAAGAUUUGCUUUGGCCCAAGUAAUAACUGACAUCAUGUACCAACGCCCUCGAUUUGAUUUCCACCUUGACUAUUUUGUGAACAUCUAUAAAGAUGAGUGCAUUUGCCUAAGUCGUCACCUGCAGCUCAUAAAAGAUGUAUUGAAUAAACAGAUAGAUAACCAGCGUAAAUAUAACCAUAAGAUUUGGCGUGACAACCUCCAAGAUGGCAUCAGUGAAUAUGGUUUCCCUCCAUAUAUCAUUACAAAACAAUUAAUUGCUGUGAAUAACAGUCCUCCAGCUCUGAAGAGCAUUUAUUUGCUGGAGUUCCACCCCUCCCUUGGCCUGGUAUCUUUAAUCCCAAAAGCUUUGGAUCACAUCCUCCAGGAAUUUCAGCAAAUCUGUAGGCCAAAAACUGCCAGUGAUGUAAUGAAUCUGGAGAAACAUGUACUGCAACUUGCACUGGAUGAGUGGAUGACCAUGGAAAGCCCAGAGUCUUUUUAUGGCUCUCAAACGGCAAAAGAUUUGUUCAUGGAUGUUCUGGCUGAAGAUCCUUCUCUUGUAAGAGAGAUUGCUAUGUCAGCCCUGAAUUCUUUAACAGAGGGAGAACAGAAACAGGGCAAAGAAAAACACGUGUUUGUUGUGGAUGUUUUCUCAAGGCUUCUGGAACUUCUUACUCUUCGUCAUCGAUUGAUAGAAGCUGCAGUAGAGAGUGCGUGGCUGGGCAGACUGUACAAAGAAUUUGCAGGAGAAAUGGGUUUUGAUGAAUUUCAUUUGUACUUAAGGCCCGUGUAUUUUGAAUUUGCAAUCCACAAAGAGAAAGCUGAUCAACUCCCACCAAUAUUCAUUACUUCUCUUCUUGAGGAUGACAGUGGUGUAGAUAGAUAUAUUCCAUCUAGCUUAAUGUUAAGCAUCCAAGAUAUUGACGAUCAAAUUGGAAAAUUUAGCUUUCACACAAGAGAGAACAUUAUUCAGCUCUUACUGCCAUCUGGGAUAGAAAACUUGCAGAUUGUUCUCGCCUGCCAAAUCACUCAGAAAAAUACUCUCCUUGUUGCUGUUCAGCAAGCUGCAUUGUGCCACAUGAUGCAUCCCACACAAACUCUAGACAUGAAAGAAGGAAGCCAGAGCAUGCGGAGUCAGAGCAGCUCAGCCAGUGAAAGAAGUUCCACUGUUGGGAAUGAAACAGAAAGUCAAUUGCUGGCAACAGCACCACUGAUCUCAUAUUCCAUUGUGCGUUUUGCAGCUGGACACAGGAACUUAAAGAGACCCUCAGAAGCUUUUAUUUCAAUUCAGUUGGAGAAACAAGGUCCACGGGACAUUAUGCUGAACACAUUCAUUCAAAAGAAACAAAUACUGGGUAGCAGAAUGCAAAAUUCAGAUGAAGUUAAUAAAGUCAAAAGGAAAGUUAUUGCUGAAUACUGUCAUAAGGUUACCCAUCGUAUGUCACAAUACUCUCUUCGAAGCCAGAUCAUUGCAUAUUACAACAGUAUAAAAGCUUUGCUAGAAGAUCUCCCCAGCAUAAGAGACAAAUACUUCGUUAUAGGGUUGCCACAAGAGAAGAAAGGGGGAAAGGAGAAACUUGAGAAUGAUCCCAGGUCAUUCCAUCCACGGCCCCGUUGUUUGCUGUCUGCUGAUGGGCAAUCCUUUUUGAAUCUGUGGUUCAUCCCCUACUCCUCAGAAACUCUAUUUAUGUUUAAAAUGCUGCCAGAGAAGGUUGGCUACAAAGCCCUGAGACUGACACUGCAAAUUGUAGCAGCUUUCCAUGACAUUAUUUCUUACAUUUUCAGCUUUGCUCAACUAGGAAAUGCUCCAAACUGCUUUGACUACUUCUGUCUUGAGCAUCUAACUGCAGACUGGGGAGGGACUGAGCAGAUUGGAAUGGAGCUCCAAGAGCUACAGAAAAUGAUAGACAACCUUCAUAAUCCCUCAGAUCCAAAUGAAGUAGCCCAGAUGCUGAGUUUGCACAGAGAAAUUAUUUUUCUGCAGUUCGAUGCAGCUGUUAGACAUUCAAUGAGAAAAACAUUUUUAUCAUCUGGAAAUGUCUCUGCCUAUCAGAGUGUUACAGACAGCAUCUACCAUGGGUUACCUCCACUAAGUAACUCUAUUGUUAGAAGUGCUUUUGCUUCCCAGCUCCUGAUUCCGCAGCUGCUAGAUCCAUAUGGCCACAGAACCCUGAAGCUGUUUCCCUGGAGAGCAUUCCUAGCAAAUGGAGGUCCAUUCCCCGUCACCAUUAGCAAUCUAAAUCCCAUAAAUAAUAAUAUGCAGUUGUGUCUAUGUGGUCUGAGUGAUGAGGAUCGAAGAGUUGCUCAUGGGGAGCUGAUUGGGAUGCAGUUUGAAAUGGAGGACAUACUUUGGAAUAAUUAUGAAGUUCUGAAUGAUCAGAGAGAAUGGAGAACAUCUUUUGCAAAGAAACUGUUCUACGUUUUCCAUUUAAAUGGCUUUGGGAAAUUUUUAUGA